AUGCUCCGGGCCAACACUUCCCCACUUUUACACCUACCUCAAGAAAUUCUGGAUGAGAUCUUGUCUGAAAUUGAUCUUCACCGCGACCUCAUCUCAUUUUCUCUGGUCUCUCGGACAUGCACUCGACUUGUUAUACCCAGGCAUAGCGAAUAUCGUAUAGUUCGCAUUCGUCACAAGCUUCCCUCCAUGUGGGCGCACCUCGCGAAACGUGCUGAUCUGGCACGCAACAUACGCGAGGUGCACAUUUGUGAACGACACAACCACUCAGCCUCCGACCAUUCCCCCACCACGUUGGUUCCUCCAUGCAAAAUGGGCGACACCGGAAGCGAGGAUAUACGGGUCCAGAACAUGUGCACGGCCCUCCAGAAUAUGGAUCGUCUGCGGGUCUUUACUUGGUCCUGUACGUAUAAUCCGUUUCCAGAACCGACGGCCACCCCAUCGCAAGAGGCAGAGAUUCUGGGUACUCUGGUUAGGAAACCAUUGUUGAGCAAGGUGGCGCUGGCUGGAGCGUUUGAAGCUAGGCCUGGAUGUCAUAAUUCAAUAUAUCCCCUCUGGAAUCUAGCCAAGUUGACGCAUCUGUCAUUAAUGGGCCGUGUGUGGGUUAGGCCUCAGAUCGGGCCUUUUAUGAGGUCGAUGAUGAAAGCAUGUCCCGCGAUUGAGGUUUUAAAAGUGCCGAUGGAGCUAACCAUACUUUCCGACUGCGUUUUUCCGCAGCUGAAGCAAGUGAAUAUAUUUCUCCAGUCAGGAGGGACGCUUUCCCUCGACAGAUAUUGGGUUCGUUUUUUUGAAAAGAAUCCAACUAUUGAAGAGUUGUCGUGGUUUCCUUUGGGACCUCUGAUUGGCGGGCUAGACCCUGAGUCCCUUCCCUGUGUUCGGCGUGUGCUUGGAAGCGAGUUACUGCUCAAAGCGCUUUACGCGUCUCCGCGGCCUAUCGAGUCUGUUGAAACGACGGUCGAUCCAGCGAUAUUCGCUUGUCUGGACGGGAUCAAUACGGAUUGCCUUCGUGAGAUUAGAUUCUCUUUCUCGAUUGGUAACACCUACGACGCAGUGCUCGCUUUGGCGGGAAAAUGUCCGAACAUCACUCACCUGUCUUUUCCCGAAUAUGAAAUGAAACUAGACGAUUGGCUACACCUGUUUUCCCUUCUACCCGGACUAGAAGUAUUCGAAGGCAUGUCGCUAUGGAGAGCCGUAGAUGGGGAUCCGGACAAGAUGCACGAAGCGAUCAUGCAAGUGCUCUUGUUAUGCCCCAAUUUGAAGGAACUGGAUCAUUACAAGUACGAUGCGAAGCGGCACGCGUAUGCGAAAAUUGUGAUCCUUCGGGAGGAAGGAGAGGUGUAUGAUAAUGUGAGGUAUGAAAUUCGGAGACCUCCGCCUAGAGAUCCGUUCGAUUUCUAG
Messenger RNA from Desarmillaria tabescens, 1395 nucleotides. RefSeq lists its product as uncharacterized. NCBI's taxonomy places the organism in Eukaryota, Fungi, Basidiomycota, Agaricomycetes, Agaricales, Physalacriaceae. The coding region runs from base 1 to 1395 and encodes 464 amino acids. Gene Ontology annotation, molecular function: protein binding. The record is from RefSeq and is a predicted model, not a curated record. The transcript is spliced from 5 exons.